This is a messenger RNA of Sphaeramia orbicularis (orbiculate cardinalfish), 696 nucleotides long. RefSeq names its product type III endosome membrane protein TEMP-like. The transcript has a single exon. Bases 38 to 445 code for a protein of 135 amino acids. Lineage: Eukaryota; Metazoa; Chordata; Actinopteri; Kurtiformes; Apogonidae. The record is from RefSeq and is a predicted model, not a curated record.
UCGUGUUCCAUCUUUUCCAGGGGCGGCUGAUUCAGAUAUGAGUCCAGAUGGGGGUAAAAAGUCUCUGAAUUGGUCUUAUAUGGCUGCAGGAUUGGGGACACUCCUCACCAUGUCACUUAUCGUUGUGAUGGCUGUCAAAUUCCGUGUCUUCCACCGUUUCCUUGCCAGCUAUCGACACUCCCUGCUUCAAGAGUCGGACGGCGUUAGUCAGUACGGUCAAGACGAUGUGCCCUUCCCUAAUGUUGUAUCAGCCAGAGUGGGCGUGGGCGGGAGGACACACACUGAGCUGGAAGACGACGAUGAUGGCUUCAUUGAAGAUAACUACAUUCAGACCAAUGAGAGAGAAAGGGCAGAGAGAGGACGAGAAGAGGAGGAGGAAGAGGAGGAAGAAGAGGGGGAGGGGAUGGAGGACAGUGACGAUGAUCUUCAGUUCACCAUAGGCUGAGACUGAGCAAACAAAGACGACUAAACAGCUGGUUUACAACUAUCACAAGGCGUUAGAGAUCAUUACUGUGUAAAAGCUGUCGUUCCCACCCUUUGUGGUUUCUUAUCUUUACAGUGAUGCAGAAUGGUGUGGUUGUCAGGCACAGUUUUUCUGAUUUGAUUUGUAAAAUAGAUAUCAGGCACAAAUUAUUUACAAAUCAAAACUUAUAAAGCUAGUUGACUUGUGUGAAAGGUACAUUGUAAUAGAGCAUA